UUUCUUCUCUCUGUGUGUGUAGAAGAAACUGUGGAUAUUGCUCAUCUUCUUUUUAAUUCUUCCCAUUUAUGUCCAUACUUAAUUUUUGGAUAAGUUACUAAUUUUGCCUAAUACUUCUCAUAAACGCAUUUAUAUCCUCCUGUUCGUUGUAUCUGAUUUUAUCCACUUGACUAACAUUUUGGAACUUUGUUAAUGUAUCUGCUUUUUAAGGGUUCUGAUACUAAAGUUUGGAUUUUUAAACUAAAGUUUGGAUUUUUUUUUUGUAUUCAUGACCAUUUUCAGAUCCAGUAAUAGCUGAGAUUAUUGGAAAAAAAAUGGAUGGUAAUAUGAAUUUCAAGAACAACAAUUUGGGAAAUGAGCCACCAGGAGAUGGUGGUGGUGGAGGAGGGUUGACUAGACAAGGUUCUAUAUACUCGUUGACGUUUGAUGAGUUUCAGAGAAGUUUAGGGAAAGAUUUUGGGUCAAUGAACAUGGAUGAGUUGUUAAAGAACAUAUGGAGUGCUGAAGAAACACAAGCCAUGGCUAGUGGUGUGGUUCCAGUUGUUGGUGGAGGUCAAGAGGGUUUGCAGUUGCAGAGGCAAGGCUCGUUGACUCUGCCUCGAACGCUUAGUCAGAAGACAGUUGAUCAAGUUUGGAAAGAUCUAUCUAAAGUUGGAAAUAGUAGAGGAGAAGGAACAAACUUGUCUCAGGUGGCUCAGGCUCAGAGUCAGAGUCAGGGUCAGAGGCAACAAACGUUAGGUGAAGUAACUCUGGAAGAGUUUUUGGUUCGUGCAGGUGUUGUGAGAGAGGAAGCUCAGAUUGCUGAGAAUAAUAAAGGUGGUUACUUUGGUAAUGAUGCUAACACGGGUUUCUCUGUCGAGUUUCAGCAGCCUUCUCCACGAGUUGUUGCAGCCGGUGUAAGGGGAAAACUUGGUGCAGAGACUGCGAAUCAUUUACAGGUUCAAGGUUCUAGUUUGCCUCUGAAUGUAAAUGGAGCUAGAUCAACAUACCAGCAGCCGCAACAGCAACAACCAAUCAUGCCUAAGCAGCCUGGUUUUGGUUAUGGCACACAAAUGGGUCAGCUUAAUAGUCCUGGGAUAAGAGGUGUGGGUCGUAUGGGACUUGGAGAUCAGUCUUUAACGAACAAUAUGGGAUUGGUCCAAGGUGCUGCUGCUGCAAUUCCUGGAGCUUUGGGCGUUGGUGCUGUAUCUCCUGUUACACCAUUGUCAUCAGAGGGGAUAGGGAAGAGUAAUGGUGAUUCUUCAUCGCUCUCUCCGUCUCCUUACAUGUUUAAUGGUGGUGUGAGAGGCAGAAAGAGUGGGACUGUGGAGAAAGUUGUAGAGAGAAGGCAAAGGAGAAUGAUAAAGAAUCGAGAAUCAGCUGCAAGGUCACGGGCCAGGAAACAGGCUUAUACCGUGGAGCUUGAAGCUGAAGUUGCAAAGUUAAAGGAAGAGAAUGACGAGUUACAACGAAAGCAGGCAAGGAUCAUGGAAAUGCAAAAGAAUCAGGAGAUGGAGAUGAGGAAUCUUCUGCAAGGAGGUCCAAAGAAAAAGCUGAGAAGGACAGAGUCAGGACCUUGGUGAAUCAAUCAGUGCUCAUACUUAGUUUCUGUAGAUAAAAUCACAUCCCACUUAGGUGUUUAGUUGAAGAAGACAUAAUAGAUAAGAGCUUUCAUCGUU
This is a messenger RNA of Arabidopsis lyrata subsp. lyrata, 1658 nucleotides long. Its product is annotated as ABSCISIC ACID-INSENSITIVE 5-like protein 5. Gene Ontology annotation, biological process: positive regulation of DNA-templated transcription. Lineage: Eukaryota; Viridiplantae; Streptophyta; Magnoliopsida; Brassicales; Brassicaceae. Bases 315 to 1562 code for a protein of 415 amino acids. Gene Ontology annotation, molecular function: DNA-binding transcription factor activity. The transcript is spliced from 4 exons. The record is from RefSeq and is a predicted model, not a curated record. Gene Ontology annotation, cellular component: nucleus.